ACCCUCGGUCCCGGACGGGGCGUGGCUGUGACGAGAUCCGUCUGGGAAAGGGCAAAAGAGCAGGGCCACUUACGGAAGAAACAAAAUGUCUCAAAAGCAGAUGAAGGAAGCUUUUGUCAGUAACCUCAACGGGACCAGCGUGCUGGAAGUGACCCAGGGCUUGUGCUUCCCUGCAUUCUGUAUCCUGUGUCGGGGCCUUUUGAUCAUUUUCUCACAGCACGUGUGUUCUUUCUCACACAGCUGGAGCACACGCUUCUUCAUGGACUUUGUUGUCCUUGUAGUCCCCUUGGUGAUCACUUUGACUCUGCUGUCUCCAUUUAUCCUACUUGAGAAUCUCACUGCAAUUGCCUGUGGGGCAUGGCUGUUGUAUCAGAUAUACCAGAGGAGGACUUGUCACGCCAAAGUGCCUGUUCAGAAAGUCUUUGCAAACUUCUUGCAAAUCAGCCUAGAAUCAGAGUACAGUCCAGCCGUCACUUAUUACCGGGUCAUUAAUAGUGUGUUUACUGCUAUUGCCAUUUUGGCUGUGGAUUUCCCACUGUUCCCUAGAAGAUUUGCCAAAACUGAGCUUUAUGGGACAGGGGCAAUGGAUUACGGAGUAGGUGGCUUUAUUUUUGGGGCUGCAAUGGUUUGUCCAGAGGUUAGAGGGAAACAUGUAGAAGGAUCCAGAUUUAAUUAUCUUAGAAAAUCACUGUAUUCUGUCUGGCCCUUAGUUGUCUUAGGAAUGGGACGGUUAGUCAUUAUAAAAUCCAUAGGCUAUCAGGAACAUUUAACUGAGUAUGGUGUUCACUGGAAUUUUUUCUUUACUAUCGUAGUUGUGAAAUUAGUAACAUCACUUGUUUUGAUUAUUUUUCCUUUAAAUAAGUCCUGGAUUGUGGCUGUUAGCAUUACUGUGUUAUACCAGCUAGCUCUUGACUUUACUCCACUCAAGAGGAUAAUUUUGUAUGGCACUGAUGGUAGUGGCACGAGAGUUGGUUUACUAAAUGCCAACCGGGAAGGCAUAAUUUCCUCUCUGGGGUAUGUGACAAUAUACAUGGCUGGCGUGCAAACAGGGUUGUAUGUGCUUAAGAAUAGAACACACAUCAGAGACUGGAUAAAAGUGACUUGUUGUAUUCUCUUAGUGGCUGUUAGCUUUUUCAUUUCUCUUUAUAUAGUUCAAGUGAAUGUAGAAGCCGUAUCUCGUAGAAUGGCCAAUUUAGCCUUUUGUGUGUGGGUGGUUGCUUCUAGCCUGAUGCUUCUUAGCUGUCUGUUACUGAGUGAUAUAAUUUUGAGUUUUGCCAAAUUUCUAAUUAAAGGGGCUCUAGUACCAUGUUCUUGGAAACUUAUACAGUUGCCUGCUACAAAUAAAAAACAUUCCAAACCUCUAAUCCUAGAAGCUGGGAAAAAAGAGCCCAGUCUUUGUUUAAUCACAGCUCUGAACAGAAACCAGCUGUUCUUUUUCUUACUGUCAAAUGUAACAACUGGUCUCAUUAACCUGACAGUGGAUACACUGCACAGUGGUGCCUCCUGGACCUUAGUUGUGCUUGGUAUUUAUAUGUUUACCAACUGCUUAGUUGUCUAUCUACUUGAUUUACAAGGUAAAACCACAAAGUUUUGGUGAUGAAUUU
This is a messenger RNA of Microtus ochrogaster (prairie vole), 1604 nucleotides long. It is a transcript of the gene Pigw, whose product is annotated as phosphatidylinositol glycan anchor biosynthesis class W. Gene Ontology annotation, cellular component: membrane; endoplasmic reticulum. Gene Ontology annotation, molecular function: glucosaminyl-phosphatidylinositol O-acyltransferase activity. NCBI's taxonomy places the organism in Eukaryota, Metazoa, Chordata, Mammalia, Rodentia, Cricetidae. The record is from RefSeq and is a predicted model, not a curated record. Gene Ontology annotation, biological process: protein localization to plasma membrane; GPI anchor biosynthetic process.